This is a messenger RNA of Suillus clintonianus, 489 nucleotides long. RefSeq lists its product as uncharacterized. Bases 1 to 489 code for a protein of 162 amino acids. The record is from RefSeq and is a predicted model, not a curated record. NCBI's taxonomy places the organism in Eukaryota, Fungi, Basidiomycota, Agaricomycetes, Boletales, Suillaceae. The transcript is spliced from 3 exons.
AUGAUCGGCAGUUACAGGGAGAUCCUGGAGGUCCGCACCCGCAUUACGGAGAUUCUUGGCUGGUGUCAGCUAGAAAUUUCUGCAGGGGAUUCGGGCGCAUGGGAUAACAGCAUUGAUAUUCAAUCAAUCGUCGAUGAUGAGCCUCAGACCAUCACGCCAGUUGCGCUCCAUGAACCCAAUGUUAUUUCACCACUGCUCUCCCUCUUGGCAGAGCCUCCAGCAUUCCAUGGCCGCCUUUCGGAUCUAGAGUACAGUCCUUCACAAUCUGUCGGGGACGCUCGUAGCCUGCAGGAGGGUGCAGAUCCUCUCAUCUGUCAACUUUCCCAGAGCCUACCGCUCUGCGGCACCUCUAGUUCCGCCAACGAUGAGUCAUUGGUACAAGACUUCAUACCUCAACAUGGCACGUACUUUGAGGGGCAGACCAUGUCUGGCUCUUCAGCCGGAUGCAAUCAACAACUGCCUCUCCCUGUUGCGCAGACAGAGGGUUAA